Messenger RNA from Pseudopipra pipra, 8654 nucleotides. It is a transcript of the gene UGGT1, whose product is annotated as UDP-glucose glycoprotein glucosyltransferase 1. The transcript has 43 exons. The record is from RefSeq and is a predicted model, not a curated record. The coding region runs from base 534 to 5129 and encodes 1531 amino acids. Gene Ontology annotation, molecular function: UDP-glucose:glycoprotein glucosyltransferase activity. Lineage: Eukaryota; Metazoa; Chordata; Aves; Passeriformes; Pipridae. Gene Ontology annotation, cellular component: endoplasmic reticulum.
GGUCGGUCGGCGGGCGCACGGGUGUAGCGGGACCGGGGAGCGGCGGAGGCCGCGCUCGCCGUUCAUUCCCCGCACCGUUAAGGACCUGACGGCCCGAGUUUAAGGCGUGUUUUGAGCCCUCGGCGGCUCGGAGCUGCCGGGCGUCUGUUCAGCGCUGCAGGGAGAGCCCGCUGGACGCCGACCUCCAGCUGGAACAAGGGGUUUCUACUCGUGGGCUAACCAUGAAUAAGAAGGACCCGACUCUGGGAGGAACUGCAAACUGUGGGUUUUUUGUUGCACUUGGCGGAAGCCGAGGUUUCACUCCACAAAUAUUGGCUGAACUUCCCCUCUGCACACAGGGAGUGAUGGCUUUGACCAUUCCGUGAUGCCAUCUGCCUCAUUCCCAGCUUCUAAAAUUGGUGGUGCUUAGUGCAUCCAGGAAAUGCUUGUUUCUUCAUUCCCCAGAGAAGCAGUCCACUGUGCCCAGCAGAACCUAAAGGGCUGACUGGGGAACCUCAUCCUUGCCUGCUUUAUCUGACACUGGCUUCUAUAAAAUGGGAAUACUUAUUGCAGUUCUUGGAAUCUGCUUCAGCUCUUCCCUUGUAAAAGGAGAUUCUAAAGCUGUGACAACAUCUCUGACUACAAAGUGGUCUUCAACUCCUUUACUCCUUGAAACAAGUGAAUUUUUGUCAGAAGAAGGUCAAGAAAAAUUCUGGAAUUUUGUGGAAGCCAGUGAGAAUAUUAAGACAUCUGAACAGGAUGGUAGUGAUUCUUCUUCUUACCAGGAAAUGCUGAAAGUAGCCUGCCAGACUCUGUCACCUUUGCAGCAGAAUUUGCUGAAAUUUUCCUUGUCUUUACGCUCUUAUUCUGCAACUGUUCAAGCUUUUCAACAGAUAGCAGCAGAUGAACCUCCACCAAAGGGCUGUACCCUGUUUUUUGUUGUGCAUGGGGAGAAGACGUGUGAAUUUGACUCUCUUGGAGACCUUUUACGGGCAGCCUCAGACAGGCCAAAGCCAUUUUUGUUCAAGGGGGACCACAAGUACCCAGCAUCAAACCCUGAAAGUCCUGUUGUCAUCUUUUAUGCUGAGAUUGGCUCAGAGGAGUUCUACAGACACCACAGGAGGCUUGUUUCAAAGGCUGAGGCAGGAGAAAUCACCUAUGUCCUCAGACACUACAUUGCUAAUCCCAGCAAAGAAAAAGUCUACCUCUCUGGCUAUGGUGUAGAACUGGCUAUUAAAAGUACAGAAUAUAAGGCCAAGGAUGAUACACAGGUGAAAGGCACAGAGGUGAAUGCCACAGUCAUAGAUGAAAAUGACCCUAUUGAUGAAGUGCAAGGAUUUCUGUUUGGGAAACUAAGGCAGCUGUAUCCUGACUUGACAGAAGAGUUGAAGGAGCUCAGAAAACACCUCGUGGAAAGUACCAAUGAAAUGGCACCUUUGAAAGUGUGGCAGCUACAAGAUUUGAGUUUUCAAACUGCUGCUCGCAUUUUGACUGCUCCCCCCGUGGAUGCUCUCAUGGUCAUGAAAGAUCUCAGUCAGAACUUUCCUACAAAGGCCAGAGCCAUAACAAAAACAGUUGUUUCUUCAGAACUCAGAGCAGAAAUUGAAGAGAACCAAAAGUAUUUCAAAGGAACAUUGGGUUUGCAGCCAGGAGAUUCUGCCCUGUUCAUCAAUGGACUACUUAUUGAUUUAGACACUCAGGACAUAUUUAGCUUGAUUGACGUGCUCCGCAACGAAGCCCGUGUUAUGGAAGGCCUGCACAGCUUGGGAAUUGAGGGUCUGUCCCUGCACAAUGUCCUGAAGCUGAACAUCCAGCCAUCAGAUUCUGACUAUGCCGUGGACAUCAGGAGCCCUGCGAUUUCGUGGAUCAACAACCUUGAAGUUGACAGUCGGUAUAAUUCCUGGCCUUCCAGUGUGCAAGAACUGCUGCGUCCCACGUUUCCAGGAGUGAUCAGACAAAUUAGGAAAAACUUCCAUAAUUUUGUGCUGAUAGUAGAUCCUACUCAAGAGACCACAGCAGAGUUACUGAACGUGGCAGAGAUGUUCUUCAGUAACCACAUCCCGCUGAGGAUAGGACUAGUCUUUGUGGUUAAUGACUCGGAGGAUGUUGAUGGACUUCAGGAUCCUGGAGUUGCCCUCCUUAGGACAUACAAUUAUGUGGCACAAGAAAUGGACAACAAUUAUGCUUUCCAGACUGUUAUGUCUAUAUAUAACAAAGUAAAAACAGGAGAUCAGCUGAAAGUGGAGCACGUGGUUAGUGUUCUUGAGAAACAGUAUCCUUAUGUUGAAGUCAACAGCAUUCUGGGAAUUGAUUCUGCCUAUGAUCAAAACAGAAAGGCAGCAAGAGGUUACUAUGAGCAAACAGGUGUAGGCCCUCUCCCUGUUGUGCUGUUCAAUGGAAUGCCUUUUCAAAAAGAUCAGCUGGAUCCUGAUGACCUGGAAACCAUGACAAUGCACAAAAUCCUGGAAACCACAAGCAUCUUCCAGCGAGCUGUGUACCUGGGUGAACUAUCUAAUGACCAAGAUGUGGUUGAGUAUAUCAUGAACCAGCCUAAUGUUGUUCCAAGAAUUAACUCAAGAAUCCUAACAUCUGACAGAGAGUACCUAGAUCUGACAGGAAUGAAUAACUUUUUUGUGGAUGACUUUGCUCGAUUUACCACGUUGGAGUCUAAAGAUAAGACAGCUGCUGUUGCAAACAGCAUGACCUACUUAACAAAGAAAGGAAUGUCUUCCAAGGAGAUCUAUGAUGAUUCCUUUGUUAGACCAGUUACUUUUUGGAUUGUUGGUGAUUUUGAUAAACCUUCAGGGAGGCAAUUGUUGUAUGAUGCCAUUAAACAUCAGAAAUCCAGCAAUAAUGUUCGAAUUAGCAUGAUUAAUAAUCCUAGUGAAGAUCCCAACAGCCAGAACACAGUUGUUGCUAAAGCCAUAUGGGCAGCUCUGCAGACACAAACAUCAAAUAAUGCCAAGAACUUCAUCACCAAGAUGGCAAAAGAAGAAACUGUGAAGGCACUGGAGGCAGGAGCUGACAUCUUGGAAUUUGCUGUUGGGGGUAUGGAUACCAAUAUUUUCAAAGAAGCCUUUGAAUCUCCCAAGGUGGAUUUUAUUCUGUCCCAUGCAAUGUAUUGCAGAGAUGUUCUAAAGCUGAAGAAGGGGCAGAGGGCUGUGAUCAGCAAUGGACGGAUUAUUGGCCCAUUAGAGGAUGGUGAGAUGUUCAAUCAGGACGAUUUUCAUCUCCUUGAAAAUAUCAUACUGAAGACAUCGGGCCAGAAAAUCAAAUCUCAGAUUCAGCAACUGGGAUUUGAAGAAGAUCUGGCAAGUGACUUGGUAAUGAAAGUGGAUGCUCUUCUUUCUGCUCAGCCUAAAGGAGAGGCAAGGAUUGAGUAUCAUUUUUUUGAAGAACAGUACAGUGCAGUUAAACUGAGACCAAAAGAGGGGGAGACAUACUUUGAUGUUGUGGCUAUUGUUGAUCCUGUGACCAGAGAUGCUCAAAGACUUGCUCCGUUACUUUUGGUUUUGAACCAGUUGAUAAAUAUGAACCUGAGAGUGUUUAUGAACUGCCAGUCCAAACUUUCUGACAUGCCACUGAAAAGCUUUUAUCGCUAUGUUUUGGAGCCAGAGAUUUCCUUCACAGCAGAGAAUAACUUUGCUCCAGGACCAAUUGCCAAGUUUUUGGAUAUGCCCCAGUCUCCACUGUUCACUCUGAACCUAAAUACCCCCGAGAGCUGGAUGGUGGAGUCUGUCAGAACCCCCUAUGACCUUGACAAUAUUUACUUAGAGGAGGUGGAUAGCAUUGUAGCUGCAGAAUAUGAACUGGAGUACCUGCUGCUGGAAGGCCACUGCUAUGACAUUACUACUGGGCAGCCACCUCGAGGACUCCAGUUUACACUGGGGACUUCAACCAGCCCUGUCAUCGUUGAUACCAUCGUUAUGGCCAACUUGGGUUACUUCCAGUUAAAAGCCAAUCCUGGUGCAUGGACUCUAAGACUGAGAAAGGGCAGAUCUGAAGAUAUUUACAGGAUCUACAGCCACGACGGCACAGACUCUCCGCCCGAGGCCAGCGAAGUUAUUAUCGUUCUCAAUAACUUCAAGAGCAAAAUUAUUAAAGUGAAGGUUCAGAAAAAGCUCGAUAUGAUGAAUGAAGAUCUACUAAGUGAUGGCACCAGUGAGAAUGAAUCUGGAUUUUGGGAAUCUCUCAAAUGGGGAUUCACAGGAGGACAAAAGAAUGAAGAUGUGAAACAGGAUAAGGAUGAUGUACUAAACAUAUUCUCUGUGGCUUCAGGACAUCUAUAUGAGAGAUUCCUACGCAUAAUGAUGUUGUCUGUGCUGAAACAUACCAAGACUCCUUUAAAGUUUUGGUUUCUGAAGAACUACUUAUCACCUACAUUCAAGGAGUUCAUCCCUUACAUGGCCAAGAAGUAUAAUUUCCAGUAUGAGCUUGUCCAGUAUAAAUGGCCACGCUGGCUCCACCAGCAAACAGAGAAACAGCGAAUCAUCUGGGGUUACAAGAUCCUCUUUCUAGAUGUGCUCUUCCCAUUAGCUGUGGAUAAAAUCCUGUUUGUGGAUGCUGAUCAGAUUGUGCGCACAGAUCUAAAGGAAUUGAGAGAUUUCAAUCUCGAUGGUGCUCCCUAUGGAUAUACUCCCUUCUGUGACAGCCGAAGAGAAAUGGAUGGCUACAGGUUCUGGAAAUCAGGAUACUGGGCAAGUCAUUUAGCUGGAAGGAAAUACCACAUCAGUGCCCUGUAUGUUGUGGAUCUGAAGAAGUUCAGAAAGAUAGCAGCUGGAGAUCGACUCAGAGGACAGUACCAGGGUCUCAGUCAGGAUCCCAACAGUCUGUCCAACCUUGAUCAGGAUUUGCCAAACAACAUGAUCCACCAGGUGCCAAUUAAAUCCCUCCCACAGGAGUGGCUGUGGUGUGAAACAUGGUGUGAUGAUUCCUCCAAGAAGAGAGCAAAAACCAUUGAUCUGUGUAACAACCCCAUGACCAAAGAGCCCAAGCUGCAAGCAGCCAUGCGUAUAGUUCCGGAAUGGCAGGACUAUGAUCAAGAAAUCAAACUGCUCCAGAGCCUUUUCCAGAAGGAAAAAGAAAUGGGAACACCAGCUGAGAUGCCAGGACAACACACACAUGAUCCAGCAGCACACGUGGAAUUAUGAUCCAUGCAGACAAAUUGAAGUCAGACUGUUUCAUAGACAAUUUUUAUAUUGAAAGCUAGUUUUUUUCCAGUAUGUCUGCAAAACUGCUGAGUAAUUGAAUGGGAUGAUGUAUGCAUUUUUUUUACUUGCCCUUGGGUUAAUUUCUGCAUAUGAAAUAGGAUCUGGAUUGCUGGAAUUAGCAUUACUGGUUUUUUGCACCUGUGGUGGAGAUGAAAGAGCCCAUGAUGGAAUUUAGCAUUUCAGAAACAAAACUUCAAAAUCCACUGGAAAAGCCACAGCCUGUUCCUUCAACUGUCUCAACCACUGAUGAAGAUCAAGCUUGUCUCAGAUCUAACUUGAGAGUCUGGGAAUUGCAGACAUACAUCCUAACCUCAUCUAAUGGAGAUAAUUUUUCCAGGUAACGUUAUAAGGCUUAGAAUUAUGCCUUGAAUUUGGGACACUGUUCCAUCUGCAGGUUUUCAAAUUGUUGGAAAAACUUCUCAGAUUUGUUGAGUCUGCCCUUGAUUUUGUAACAAAUCCAGCAUUAUUUUGAUUUUUCUAUUUCCUGUCUUCAUUUAUCACCCAACUUUUGAUGGUUUGGCUUGUGUAAAGCUGCAAUCUGUUUAAAUGCCCAUCCAAAUACAAAUGCCUAAGCUUACAAAGUGAGGAGAACAUGGAAUUUGGCAGCUGAGAUCAUCCUAGCCCAUCUGACUUGAAUCAAAGUACCCUCCCUUCCUUCCUGCUCAAAGUUUAAAUCAGUCUGCAAAACUGGUAGGGCUUUACUCUGGCUGUGGUUCACUGAUUCAUGAAUGUUUUUUGCUUAUGAAAAAUCUGUGGAAGCUUGGAAGUUUAUCAUCAUGUAAAUUUCAUCAACUUUAUUUUUCUUCAAACAGAGACAUUGUCACAUCAAUAAAAACUUUGGAGUUCUUGGGUCUUAAGCCUUAGUUCCCAUUUGGUCCUUUGAUCAUCCUUUUUGCUUGCACACAGUCCUAAUUUGAUUUUGAGGUUUCUGGAUAUUUCACUUGCAUUUGUUUUCAUUCUGUGCACAGGCAAGAAAAUAUCUUCUUGCAGGGAUUAAUUAUCUUGGGCCAGUUCUAUCAUUUGUAUUCACGUCUUCAUUUUUAUGCUGCCAUAGUUCUGUGUUAUGAACAUACCAAUUAAAAAAAAAGGCAGCUCAAACCUCAUUUCCCUCAUUCUGUAGGAUUAUUGUCUGUAACACUGAGGGGUUGAAGAGUUGAAACAUAAGAACUAAAAGUAGUACCUCUAGUACAAAAUGUAUAGUUCCCUGUGCAGAAAUCCAAACUGGGAUUACUUUUGUGCCUCCCAUGUUUUUAUACAGGCAAAUGUUCUGUGCUGUAAGACACUCAACCUAAUGAUAAUCCUGACUUAUAUAUUCUUCUGGAAUUUUUGUAUUAUACAUCCUGUCAUAUUUUGGAGGAACCUGAAAGAUGCCAGUUGGAGUGUUUACACUGUUUGAUGGGGCAGCUCUCGUGCAGCCAGCUCAAGCAAGGGCCCAAAUCACCAACCCAAACUCUUAAAGAAAGCACAGUAAGAGAAAUAUCCAGGGUCCCUGAGCUCACAUCACAGGCAUGGCUGGCCCAUAUCACUGCACCUGCACUUCUGGUGGGUACCAAAGGUGACUAGUUCUGGGAAGGUAUAGGAAAGGACAGUUUAUAAUCCCCCUCUCCUGCGGGAGAGCUGUGCAAACAUGUGGGGCUGGAGAGCAAACCAUGACCUUACAGAGUUACCAGCUUAGAUAUUUCCCACUUUGUGGGGUUUUAAAUUCAGGUGGUCUGCCUGGCACUCUGGAAAUUACAGGUGAGAUGACUUACCCUUCCCAGCAAAACUGUUCCAGUUAAGGAUAAGCAGACUUACAGUAGAAGGACUUUUUUCUAUUGUAAAACACAAUAAUGCUCCUGCCAACAAAUUGAAGUAAUUACAUACUGUGUCAAUUAGCUUCAGCCUUGCUGGAGUACAUGGAAGAGCACAGGUCUAGGUGGGCAGCAGCUGUACACCACCUUUCCAUCCAGGGAUGGAUAAGGAAAGAAUGUGCCCAAAGCCCUCAGAACAAGAGAAGCUUCCUGUGAAACGUGGCCCUCUCCUAUCUAGAACUGUAUCUGUGCUUAUUUUUUCCCCCAAAUUUUAUUAGAAGCUAUAAGACAAGAACAAAGCAACCUCUUAAAUUCAGCACAACAUUUAAAAUGCCUUGUUUGGUGUUGAAUAAGGAGAAAAUAUUUUUAAAUUAAAUGUCAGUUACAGAAUUAUUUUUUAAAUUAUGCUCAUCCAUUCUGAUAGUUAAUGUAUGCAUUUGAAAACACACACUGCAUCCUUUUUUUUUUUUAAAUUAUAAGAUCUAGCAAGCUAUGAAGGAUGUUUUUGUUCCCUCUGGUUAACAGAGGCCAUGCUCUUCUAUUCAGUUGUUAUUAAGAAAGUCAUCUAACAACUGGUACAGAAAGAAACCAGAAACAUGCAGUAAGAUUCUAUACCUUUGCAGUGCUUGUGAGAGUCCUGUGCCUGUUCUCCUGUACCAUACAAAAUGCACAUGGUACUGAUCAUUCUCAAUGUGAACUACUUCCAUUUUUCCUGGGAAGCCACUAUUUAUUUGCACCCAAGAAUAACAGUCAUAAAGGGAAUAAUCACUUAUUUUGGAUCUGUGCAUAUGACUGCUCUUAGUGCUCAACUGGGCCUUAAAAGAAACAUAUUUUGACAGCUCCAUCUAGAAAGCAUCUUGGAGUGAGAUGCUUAUUGAAAUAGUCCUGCUUCUGAUCAUAUCACUGAUGGCCUGGUCCUGUAACUAGUAAGACUGAUGACAAUGAAAACCAGAAAAUGUGGAUUACAGAGGUCACAAAGUAAUUUUGGAUUCCUCAGACUAGAAAGGCCACUUCUGUGGCAAAGCAGUGUUCCAGUCUCUGGCUACAAGCAGCUUGUCCUCUUGGUGGGGACUUCACAAUGAGAAAUGCCCUGUACUUUAUUUUAAAAGGAAGAUUUCACUGCCUUACUAGGAAACAAAUAGUAGAGAAAUAAGUCUUUAAGAUUUCUUUUUCAUUUAGAUAUUGGGGGAUGGGUUGUAAUGGAAAGGAAAGGGACAUGUACAAAGCAGUAAAUAUCCAGUCACAGUCUUAUGAACCAAAACAUUUUUUAAAAUAUGAACUGUUUUUAUUCAACUUCCAUAAUCUGUUCAAGAAUAGUCCAUGACUGUGUGGCACUGAUACCAAGUGACACCAGGUAUUGGGAGUUACUCUUUCCUGAAUGUUACCUAAGAUCACAGGGAGUUUCCCAGUGCAGUGGCAACAACAAGAUCUGACAUCAUUAAAACCUCUGCUGUUCUUUACCCAUGUCUGUCCUGUUGAUUGCUUUGGGGCUGAUAACUGAGGUUUUAAUGGUGUUGCUUAGAACAUGUUUUUCACUUUCUGUAUUCAAGUGUUGGGAUAUUGAAAGGCUAGAAGGGAAAGGGAGGAAUUCCUCCUAUCUGCCAGUGUUGGUAUUGGAGUAACCCCUAAACUGAAGUACUUCUGUUAAAAAAAGAAUAAAAAUAUUUUAUAUAAA